AAGGCGAUUUGGAAGCGGUGUUGCAAUUUGACCCUGCGGCACGAUCCAAAGAAGAAGUGUUGAUGGCUUAUCCUGGUUUUUUCACCAUUGCUUUGUAUCGGGUGGCACAUUUGUUAUGGAAUUUAAACAUUCCCAUUAUUCCACGGCAAAUCAGUGAGUACGCUCAUAGAAAAACAGGCAUUGACAUUCAUCCUGGAGCCGAAAUCGGCAGACGAUUCUUUAUUGACCAUGGCACAGGCAUUGUCAUUGGAGAAACCGCCACGGUGGGUAAUGAUGUUAAAAUUUAUCAUGGCGUUACUCUGGGCGCCUUGAAUGUUAGCAAAGAUAAGGCUCAAACCAAACGCCACCCCAAUAUAGAAGACCGAGUGAUCAUUUAUUCUCAUGCGACCAUUUUGGGUGGGGAUACCACCAUUGGUCACGAUAGUGUCAUCGGUGGA
Molecule: messenger RNA, 437 nt
Organism: Notodromas monacha
Lineage: Eukaryota; Metazoa; Arthropoda; Ostracoda; Podocopida; Cyprididae
Source: the annotation of a GenBank genome assembly